AUGGCACUUUUCAUUUGGAAGGUGGUCUGGGACUGUCUGCCAACCAGAAGGAUGCUGGCCAGGAGGGGGAUAGAGGUGUCCCCGAUGUGCAUGAAUUGCCCGGAGGCGGUGGAGACUAUUAGCCAUGUGCUUUUUGAGUGCCCGCAAGUAGCUCAGAUCUGGAGGAGGGCAUCCUUCCCAGGGCUUACCUUUGGUGUGGGAGAUUUUCUACAGCAGGUGAGGAACGCCUUACGAUCGCCGAGCACUGCUGGAUGGGGUACUGCUGCUGUCUUCCUGGCAUAUUAUAUCUGGCUGGACAGGAACGCUAGAGUUUUUGAGGGGAGAAGGGCUUCUCUGAGGUCCGUUGUAGAGCGAGCUCUCUGUCAGGCAGUAGAGAUCUUGGAGGCCACUGAGGUUGAUUCAUCUGGAAUAGCUAGGGACAUCUGGGACCCCCUCUUCGCUACCACAGUGUCCGGAUUUGUCUUUAUCGCUUGGGAGCCCCCACCCCCUGGCUAUUUAAAAGUGAACUUCGAUGGAAGCUUGCCCGGCGGUGGCAAUCAGGCGGGAGUAGCUUUUGUCAUCAGAGAUCAUGGCGCUAGGCUGAUUGCAGCAGGGGGUUGCCGCUCCUUCGAGGCCUCGGCCUUUAGGGGGUUGCACAUCACUCUGGAGAGUUUUUAUGGACUCAGCAUUCUUCUGUGGUUCGCGGCUGACUGGGUCGCCUCUUUCGCUGCACAUCACUCUGGAGAGUUUUUGUGGACUCAGAAUUUUUCUGUUCCUUUUGUUUUACGUUGUUUGCUUGAUGGUGAUGUAGCUGGCAGUUCUCAUGCUAGAAUAGUGUGA
Messenger RNA from Phoenix dactylifera (date palm), 819 nucleotides. NCBI's taxonomy places the organism in Eukaryota, Viridiplantae, Streptophyta, Magnoliopsida, Arecales, Arecaceae. The record is from RefSeq and is a predicted model, not a curated record.